Pyrus x bretschneideri (Chinese white pear) is the source of this 1847-nucleotide messenger RNA. RefSeq lists its product as uncharacterized. The coding region runs from base 225 to 1544 and encodes 439 amino acids. The record is from RefSeq and is a predicted model, not a curated record. NCBI's taxonomy places the organism in Eukaryota, Viridiplantae, Streptophyta, Magnoliopsida, Rosales, Rosaceae. The transcript is spliced from 4 exons.
AGGGCAUAACCAAGCGUAACACACAAUCCUUGAGAGGAGGGGAGAGAGAGAGAGAGAGAGAGAGAGCGAGAGAACUAUAAAUAUAUUAUAUAUGUAUAUACGUAUAUAUAUCCUCAAAUCCGGAAUCCUCCAAUCCAACUUCUGCACAACCCCCUUCUUUUCGCUUUCUUUGUAAUCUGAAUUUUGCUUUUUAACAGUUUCGAUUGUUGCAGGUGUCAACCCAGAUGGGCAAGUCCUCUUCUUCUCGUACCAAGAAGCGCUCCAAGGUUUCCUCCGAGGCUCGAACAAGGAAGAAGAGUAAGAGUAAGACCAAAACAAGGAAAUAUAGAUCCAAGAAGCUUCGCUGUCGUGACGAUUCUUCUUCUUAUUCCGGUGAGGAUGAUUCAAGAAGUUUGGAAUCGUUAUCGUCUUUUAGCUCAGAUGAUGAUUUGAGAAGUAGAAGGGCUCGAUCGCGCGCUAGGAAGGAUGCAAAAGGGAGCAAGAAGAGGGCUCGGAGACGAUCUUAUAGCCCUGACAGCAGCGAGGACUCUCCUCGUAGAAAGAAGAGGAAAUUGGCAAAGAAGAAGAAUGAUAAGAAAACCCAUUUGAGGAAGAAGCCUAGUAGCAAUGCUAGCGUUAGUUCCAGGAGUAGCGCGUCGUUUAGGUGCUCAACUUGUCCUAGUGAGAGUAUUAGCAGUGAUGAGAUUGAAUCUAAGAGGCAUAGGGGCAGACCUGGAAAACGAAACAGAGAUGACAGUGGGAUUAACAAGGUUGAAAGUGGGACUAAGAAGGCUAGGUAUAGGUCAAGGAGUUGUUCUUUACGCAGUCAGCGUAGCGAGAGUGGUGAUUGUCGGAGUGAGGAAAAAGUGACAUAUGAGAACAAUACGAGGAGGUUGAGAUCUGUAGUUACGGUAGCAGAAGAAAACGAGCAUGGAAGAUGGAUGGAUACAGAUGCGCACAAAGAAGAGAUUACAUAUGAUGACGAUUACCCUUCUUGUAGGAGUAAUGAUAGUAAUGAUGGAGGGGGCAAGAGGGAGUUGGAUGAUCGUUUAGAUGUUGCAUUUGAGAAGAGAAUGGAAGUAGAGAGUGGGAAAGAGGAAGAAGCUUAUGUUUCUAAUGUUCUAAUCAUGGAUCUCAAAGAUAGUCGUAACAUUUUGGAAAAAGAUUGUACGGGCCAAGAUGAUGGAAUCGGGAUUACUGAUUCUGUUAAUGAAAAUAAGAACGAGGUUUCUGGGGCAAUCAGUAGUCUGCCAGGUGAGGAUCUGGAAUCAAUUUUAAGACAAAGGGCUUUGGAAAAUCUAAAAAGGUUCAAGGAAAGCAUCAAAGAAUUUCAGCGGAUAAGGGCGCUUCUGGGAUUGCCCAAACUGUGCCCCAAAGCAGCCAUAGAAACGGCGAAGGUAUCAAACAUGAGUUCUGAUAAACAGCAAGAUGAAGCUACAGAUGGCUCACAGUUUGAGCAGAAAACAAUGUCGGUGAUGCGAGGUAGUGAAAUGGUACAGGUGAGUUACAAGGUUUACAUCCCUAAGAAAGCUCCUGCUCUGGCGAGGAGGCAACUCAAGCGGUGACGUAUGAUCAUCGUUCUGGUGUGCACUAUUCGCUCUUGGUUAAAGCGUUGCAUACAAAGGGGCUGUAUUUUAUCGGACAAGUGAUGCAUUGCACGAUGUAAUUGGCCUUCUAGCAGACAUUUUCAUCCGAGAAAAAUAUUGAAAUCCGCGGUUUAGUAGUCGUUUUUGGUAGUUAUAUCAUCUCACACUUUUUGGUUUAAUGACAUUGAUAUGCUUUAUCUCUUUGGUGUUCUUUUUCUUGUUUAUGUGAGUUGCUCACAGAUAUUAAAUGAAUAAUGAUGAAAUAAUAUGUUCAGAACAGUA